Meloidogyne enterolobii is the source of this 1486-nucleotide messenger RNA. The record is from the annotation of a GenBank genome assembly. NCBI's taxonomy places the organism in Eukaryota, Metazoa, Nematoda, Chromadorea, Rhabditida, Meloidogynidae.
UUUGCUAAGCUUCGGAAAUAUGAAUAUAAAACGUUCCGGAAAUUCUUUCUCUUCUCUAUUAAUUCUGCCUUUACUCUUGUGCCUUGCUUUUCUUCUAUGGCAUCAGUGCCAAGCAAAUGAGCAUCAUGAGACUGUGGAGCGAUGGGUGAAACGUGUACUCCAAGAAGGAAGAUAUCCGUCUGUACCAACAUUUCCUCCUCCUCCUCCUCCUCCUCCCCUUCCUCUUCUUCUUCCUCUUCCUACUCUUCCCCCAUUUGACUUUCUGCCACCCCCUCCUGUCUUUCUGCCACCGAUUCCAAUGCCUAAACCACCUUUCUAUAUCCAUCUUAAAAAUAAAUUGAAAAACAACGAGGAUCAGGAGGACAUUCGUAAUGAAGAGGAAGGUUUUAUGUCAACUAAUGUCGAUAUUUUCGAAGAGAGAAGAGAUUCUAGUAUAUCCAUGGAAUCCAAGGAGAUUGAAAACGAUAAUUAUGUAGAGCCCGUAAUCCCUUGGUUCUCUGACUGGGAAAAGAUGGUGAAGGAACAAGAAGCAAAGAAGAAAAAACACCCAAAAAAGUCUCUUCCAAUUAGACACUCUCCCCUUCAAAACAUCCAAGAACGUCCACGCCAUAUUCAAAGCCCCUGCCUUCUCCGUCGAAAUAAACCUGUUCAGCAUAGAACAUAUCCAAGAAGUUACGAGUUCCCAGGAUUUGAACUUUCCAUUCCCCGUAAAUGGGACUGGAGGAAUGUUGAUGGAAUUAACUUUUGUUCGCCUACACGCAAUCAACACAUUCCUGUUUAUUGUGGUGGCUCUCUCAAUGACCGUUUUAAUAUUGCUAGAAAAAAUCGGUGGCCGAUGACUAGUCUUUCCCCACAGGAAAUAAUUGCCUGUAAUGGGAGAGGGAGAGGGUGUAAUGGAGGUACGGCAGAGGAUGUUUUUGAACAUGCAAAAACUGUUGGACUUGUCGAGGAAGGGUGCAAUAAUUUCAAGGCAGUCAAUGAAAAGAAAUUUUCAAAACAUAUUUCAAAAAAAAAUUUCUCUCAAAAAAUUUCAAUCUUUUUUUUCGAAUGUACACCAUUCACACGCUGUGGCAGUUGUUGGCCUGACAAAUGUUUUUCUAUUCAAAACUACACUCGCUAUUAUAUUAAGGACUUUGGGAAGCUUACUGGAAGGCUUCAAAUGAUGUCUGAAAUACACAAUCGAGGACCUAUUUCGUGUACAAUGGGGUGUACUCCUCAAUUUGAUUUGAACUAUACUUCUGGAAUUUAUAGAGAACAUGGGGAAUAUCCUCCUAACCAUAUUGUCUCAGUAACAGGAUGGGAUUGGGAUGAAGAAACAAAAACUGAAUAUUGGAUUGUACGAAAUAGUUGGGGAGAGGCUUGGGGAGAAAUGGGUUGGUUCCGUGUUGUAACGUCUUUGUUUAAUGGAGGUCGUGGAGAUCAAUUUAAUAUGGGAAUUGAAAGGGAAUGCUAUUUUGCCGAUCCUGAUGUGUCAAACUUGAAUUAG